Colossoma macropomum (tambaqui) is the source of this 465-nucleotide messenger RNA. Its product is annotated as histone H2B-like. The record is from RefSeq and is a predicted model, not a curated record. Gene Ontology annotation, molecular function: DNA binding; structural constituent of chromatin; protein heterodimerization activity. Lineage: Eukaryota; Metazoa; Chordata; Actinopteri; Characiformes; Serrasalmidae. Gene Ontology annotation, cellular component: nucleosome.
AUGAUGUCAUCCCACACUACCUAUCAGAGAUGUGCUCUCACCGGACCGCGCGUGCUCAAGGUAGGUUCUGGAGAGAACGGGAUCAGGGACGCCGUCUCACUACACGAGCACGCCAGAGAAAGACCGUCACACGCCACGCGAUGUGGUCUUUACGCCCUGAAAGCGGAGGCAAGAAGCGCAGAAAGUCAGAAGGGAGAGAGCUAUGCGAUCUACGUGUACAAGGUGCUGAAGCAGGUCCACCACACCGGCAUUUCUUCCAAGGCGAUGGGCAUCAUGAACUCGUUCGUCAACGACAUUUCGGAGCGCAUCGCCGGUGAGUCGUCUCGUUUGGCUCAUUACAACAAACGCUCUAUCACGUCCAGGGAGAUCCAGACCGCCGUGCGCCUGCUUCUUCCCGGUGAGCUGGCCAAGCACGCCGUGUCCGAGGGCACCAAGGCCGUCACCAAGUACACCAGCUCCAAGUAA